CACGAUCCCAACUCCACACCGUCACUUGCGUUUGUCUUGCCGAGACCGACUCGUCUGGAGACAGUGUUUCCCUUCAGGAGCAACAGUCGCUCAUCAGUCAGGUUGUGCGUCUCCACAGCAGCUUCAGUCGGAUCCCUCCCUCUGUGCUCGUCUCUGCAGCUGAUCGGUAUUUUUUUCUACUUUUACAGUUGUACUUUUGCUGCAGGUAGGUCUACUCCACACUUCAACAGCCUCGGCAUCAUGUUGGACCCGUCUUCCAGCGAGGAGGAAGGGGAUGAGGUACUGGAGGUGGAACGCAAAGAGGUGUCGGCCCCGAAAAGCCACGGAGGAGCCCGACUGUCACCGGGGCGAGCUGCCGACGGCCACGGUGGAGGAGGGCUCCAGCCGCGGGGCCGCGGGAGCGGCGGUGGUCGACCCUCCAGCCCCAGCCCGUCAGUCGGCAGCGAAAAGGAGAAGGAGGACCUGGAGAAGAUGCAGAGGGAAGAGGAGGAAAGGAAAAAGAGACUCCAGCUCUAUGUGUUUGUGAUGCGCUGCAUCGCUUAUCCGUUUAACGCAAAGCAACCUACUGACAUGGCAAGGAGGCAGCAGAAGAUCAGUAAGCAGCAGCUGCAGACGGUCAAAGAGCGUUUCCAGUCAUUCCUAAGUGGAGACACUCAGAUUGUGGCUGAUGAGGCCUUCAUCAAUGCUGUCCAGAGCUACUAUGAGGUUUUCCUAAAAAGUGACCGUGUCUCCCGGAUGGUGCAAAGCGGCGGAUGUUCUGCCAGCGACUCUAGGGAAGUUUUUAAGAAGCACAUAGAGAAGCGGGUGCGCAGCCUGCCUGAGAUUGAUGGCCUCAGUAAAGAGACGGUGCUGAGCUCCUGGAUUGCCAAGUUUGACACCAUCUACCGUGGUGAAGAGGACCCCAGGAAGCACCAGCAGAGAAUGACAGCCAGUGCUGCUUCCGAGCUCAUCCUCAGCAAAGACCAGCUCUAUGAGAUGUUUCAGCAGAUCCUGGGCAUCAAGAAGUUCGAGCACCAACUCCUUUACAAUGCCUGCCAGCUGGACAACCCUGAUGAGCAGGCAGCGCAGAUUAGAAGAGAGCUGGAUGGACGACUGCAAAUGGCUGACCAGAUUGCUCGGCAUGGAGGAAGGUUUCCUAAGUUUUCCUCCAGGGAGAUGGAGGCCAUGUUCAUUGAAGAGCUGCGAUCCUCUGUCAACCUACUGAUGGCCAACCUGGAGAGCAUGCCUGUGUCCAAGGGAGGAGAGUUUAAACUGCAGAAGCUGAAACGAGGCCACAAUACAUCCAUCAUGGACAUGGGCCAGGAAGACGAGAACACGCUGUCCAAAUCUGAUGUUGUGCUGUCCUUCACCCUGGAGGUGGUGAUCAUGGAGGUUCAGGGUCUGAAGUCGUUGGCUCCAAACAGGAUUGUUUAUUGUACCAUGGAGGUGGAGGGAGGACAUAAACUGCAAACAGACCAGGCUGAGGCCUCGAAACCAACUUGGGGUACCCAGGGUGACUUCUCCACCACUCAGCCGUUACCUGCUGUCAAAGUAAAGCUGUUCACUGAGAGCACAGGAGUGUUGGCUCUAGAAGAUAAGGAGCUUGGGAGGGUUGUGCUCCACCCGACCCCCAACAGUCCCAAGCAGUCUGAGCUCCAUAAGAUGACUGUGUCUAAAGGGUGUCCAGACAGUGAGCUAAAGAUUAGGCUGGCUAUUCGCAUGGACAAACCACAAAACAUGAAGCAUUGUGGGUAUCUUUGGACCAUUGGCAAAAAUGUGUGGAAAAGAUGGAAGAAAAGAUUCUUUGUGCUGGUUCAGGUGAGUCAGUACACCUUUGCCAUGUGCAGCUACAGAGAAAAGAAGGCCGAGCCUGUGGAACUGCUGCAGCUGGACGGCUACACAGUGGACUACACAGACCCCCAGCCAGGUCUGGACGGCGGUCGGACAUUCUUCAAUGCUGUGAAAGAGGGUGACACUGUAAUCUUUGCCAGUGAUGAUGAGCAGGACCGGAUCCUAUGGGUGCAGGCCAUGUACCGAGCUACUGGACAGUCACACAAGCCAGUUCCUCCCACCCAGGUCCAGAAACUCAACUCGAGGGGGGGCACUACACCACAGCUUGAUGCACCCAUAUCUCAGUUCUAUGCUGAUCGAGCUCAGAAGCAUGGUAUGGAUGAGUUUAUUUCAGCCAACCCAUGUAACUUCGACCAUGCCUCGCUCUUUGAACUGGUGCAGCGCCUCACUCUGGACCACAGGCUCAACGACUCCUACUCCUGCUUGGGCUGGUUCAGUCCUGGUCAGGUGUUCGUCUUGGAUGAGUACUGCGCCCGUUACGGUGUUCGAGGUUGCCAUCGUCAUUUAUGUUACCUAAGCGAUCUACUGGAGAGGGCGGAGAACGGAGCCAUGAUUGACCCCACCCUACUGCACUACAGCUUUGCCUUCUGCGCCUCCCACGUGCAUGGAAACAGGCCUGACGGUAUCGGCACAGUUACCAUAGAAGAGAAGGAGCGCUUUGAGGAGAUCAAGGAGAGGCUACGUGUGCUUCUGGAAAACCAGAUUACACAUUUCAGGUACUGCUUUCCAUUUGGACGGCCAGAAGGGGCGCUUAAAGCCACUUUGUCCUUGCUUGAACGGGUUCUGAUGAAAGAUAUUGUUACUCCAGCUCCACAAGAAGAAGUCAAAGCUGUGAUCCAUAGGUGUCUGGAGCAGGCAGCCUUGGUCAAUUACCAACGCCUCUCAGAGUAUGCCAAACUGGAAGGGAAAAAGAGAGAGAUGUAUGAGCACCCUGUCUUCUGCUUGGCGUCUCAAGUGAUGGAUUUAACCAUUCAGAAUGUAGGGCGUUUAGUCACUCCUGCCAAAAAGCUGGAGGACACCAUCCGCCUGGCCGAGCUGGUGAUUGAGGUCCUUCAGCAAAAUGAGGAACACCAUGCUGAGGGAAAAGAGGCCUUUGCCUGGUGGUCAGAUCUGAUGGUGGAGCAUGCUGAGACCUUCUUGUGUCUCUACUCCGCUGACAUGGACGCAGCUCUUGAAGUCCAGCCACCGGACAGCUGGGACAGUUUCCCUCUCUUCCAACUGCUUAACGACUUCCUGAGGAUGGACUAUAACAUGUGCAACGGGAAGUUUCACAAACACCUGCAGGACCUGUACGCCCCCCUGGUGGUACGAUACGUGGACCUGAUGGAGUCCUCCAUCGCUCAGUCCAUUCACAGAGGCUUUGAAAGAGAAUCCUGGGAACCUGUCAAAAGCAUAACAAGCACUCUGCCCAAUGUCAACCUCCAAAUGCCCAAAGUACCAAAUCUAACAGUGCCAAGUGUUAACCUCCAACAAUUGCCCAGCUUUUCUCCACCUAACUGGAUGACAGCUAAUCACGACUCAGAUAAUGGUUCAGGGACAUCAGAGGAUCUCUUCUGGAAGCUGGAUGCUCUGCAGACCUUCAUCAGAGAUCUCCACUGGCCAGAGGAGGAGUUUGGCAAACACCUGGAGACCCGACUGAAGCUGAUGUCCAGUGACAUGAUUGAGUCUUGUAUUAAACGGACACGAGCUGCAUUCGAGGCCAAACUUCAGAGGAGCAGCCGGGCCACAGACUUCCGCGUGCCACAGUCCAUCUGCACCAUGUUCAACGUAAUGGUUGAUGCCAAGGCCCAGUCAGCCAAGCUGUGUGCCAUGGACCUGGGGCAGGAGAGACAAUACCAUUCCCAAAUUGACGAUCUAAUUGAGGAGACGGUGAAGGAGAUGAUAACUCUGCUGGUUGCUAAGUUUGUGGUCAUUCUAGAGAGUGUGUUAGCCAAGCUCUCCAGAUAUGAUGAGGGAACACUCUUCUCCUCCUUCCUCUCUUUCACAGUGAAAGCUGCUUCAAAGUAUGUGGAUGUACCUAAGCCAGGGAUGGAUGUGGCUGACGGUUAUGUAACGUUCGUUCGUCAUUCCCAGGACAUGCUGCGGGAGAAGGUCAAUGAGGAGGUGUACAUAGAGAGAUUAUUUGAUCAAUGGUACACCAGCACUAUGAACCUUUUAGGAACAUGGCUGACUGACCGAAUGGACCUUCAGCUCCACCUUUACCAGCUGAAGAUUCUCAUCAGGAUUGUCAAGAAAAAGUACCGUGACUUCCGCCUUCAAGGAGUGCUGGACUCCACAUUAAACAGUAAGAUGUAUGAAACAGUGAGAAACCGACUGACCCUGGAAGAAGCCACUGCCUCAGUGAGGGAAGGAGGGAUGCAAGGCAUUUCCAUGAGGGAUAGUGAUGAAGAGGACAACGGAAAAGAAACGAACGCAAUGAAGACAAAAAGGAAUCAUCCUCUGGAGAGCAGGGAUAUCCACAGCAGGUUUCAGAGAAAAUAGCUGUUUAAAUAUCUUAAGUGUUGGACAGAUGGAUAAAAGAUUAAUUAUAAAUGGUAACUAUUCAUAGUGCUUUUCCACUCAAAGCCAUGUACAGCACAGUUGUGUCAUUCACCUGUUUGUCCAUAUACAGUGCAUCUAUGUGCUGCACUUUCUCUAUCACACAGUACUCACACACUACUAAUACAGCAAUAGGGAGCAAUUUGGGUUUCAAUAUCUUGCAUAGGGACACCGAGGCACCCGCAAUGGAUGAUGCGGUGAUCAAACAACCAACAUUAUGGUUAGUGAACAAGCCGUAGCCGCCAACUAAUCAGAUAAUGGCAUUAGCGAAGGCAAAACCUCCAUUUUGAAUUUUGAUUAACAUUAGUGUCAUGAACCUAAAAGUCAGUAAGUUCAAAUGAAUCUACAUUAAGUCGGUGAAAUCAGUUUGAACCUUGCACAAGAGCCACAAGACACACAUGUUCAUUUUAUCAACCUGUAUAAGCACACAAAGACUUUAUGCAUGUGAUAUGAAAUUGUGCCACAAAAAAACGAGGGCACAAAUUCAUCAAAAGGUUUCAAAAAUGUGUAAAAUAUGUAGCGGGAUGGUACUGUGUGUGUUUUGUGCAGAGAAGUUGACAGGAUGUUUGAUUGAAAUUCUUCCAUUUAGAGCGAGUGAGCUGGAUCGAUCCUUUACAAAUAAAGUGAUACAGCGUCACUAAUUUUAGAAUUGUGUCAAACUGCCUCCAGAUAAAUAGUGACAACACGAGCUUUGUCCUGUUGUUGAAGAAGACACUUUACUGCCUGUGGUCUCACUUUUUAAAUGUUACUUUGAUUUCCACAUCGACAUCUCUUGUCACUUUCUUUUUUUGGUGAGUAGAUGCAAUAGCAAGGCAAUACACAUAUAGUUUGUUUUUUUCACAACAAUAGAGCUGUUUUCAAUUAAUUUCACAUUUGUUGUUUUGAAUCAAACUUUCAAGUAUAGUUUGUAUAAAAAAAUAUUGUUUAAUCUAUUAUUCAUGUUCCUGUUAGUGCCCUUUACUUCAUUUCAGGAUGGAUAAUGGGGCUAAUCCACAUUUUUAUAAUGGAUGAUGGGAAGUGAAGUUUGCCUGUACUUUCCCUCUGUCAGCCAUGUUCUAUACUGUGCUCCUAUAUGUUGUCCUGUAUGCGAGUACUGCAUGUCCCCAAUAUUCACUCCCCAAAGUGUUUUGCUCCAUGUUUGAAGUUACCAGUGGGUUCAUCGUGCUUCUGCCUUGUAGGAGAACCCACUGAUGCCAAGAAGAUAAAAAUAAAGGUAAA
This is a messenger RNA of Paralichthys olivaceus (Japanese flounder), 5586 nucleotides long. Lineage: Eukaryota; Metazoa; Chordata; Actinopteri; Pleuronectiformes; Paralichthyidae. The record is from RefSeq and is a predicted model, not a curated record.